Poeciliopsis prolifica (blackstripe livebearer) is the source of this 608-nucleotide messenger RNA. RefSeq names its product ATPase inhibitor A, mitochondrial-like. Gene Ontology annotation, cellular component: mitochondrion. NCBI's taxonomy places the organism in Eukaryota, Metazoa, Chordata, Actinopteri, Cyprinodontiformes, Poeciliidae. Gene Ontology annotation, molecular function: ATPase inhibitor activity. The record is from RefSeq and is a predicted model, not a curated record. Gene Ontology annotation, biological process: negative regulation of ATP-dependent activity. The transcript is spliced from 3 exons. Bases 128 to 454 code for a protein of 108 amino acids.
UUUCUCCACGCCCAGUUUAGACACGUUUACUUCAAAUUUCCGCUUUUCUGACUCGAAGUUGUUGGGUGAGAAGGUGGCCCAGGUUUUGCGUUUUUCGGGGCGGAAUUUGGUUGUGUCUGACAGGUAAAUGGCGCGACUGUUUCUGAGGGGAAGCCUGCAGAGGUGCAUCGCCACCCAGACCAGGAUGUCAUCUGACCAGCUUGGUGAGCUUGGCAAAGGUGCAGGGAAAGGUGGAGGAGGUGGAGGAUCUGUGAGAACAGCAGGAGGUGCGUUUGGAAAGCGGGAAGCGGCAGAAGAGGAGCGGUACUUUAGGGAGAGGGAGAAGGAGCAGAUGGAGGCUCUGAGGAAGCACCACAGAGAGGAGAUUGAACAUCAUAAAAAGGAGAUUGAGCGCCUACAAAGAGAGAUCGACCGCCAUACGGGCAAAAUCAGAAAGCUGUCACAUGACGAUUGAGGCAGAGAAUCGCACUCUGACUUAUUAGCUGAGUGCAACCACUCGUUGAAUUUCACUUGUUUCCUCUGCUGGUCAAGGCAGAUCUUGUGAUCAUAAGUUGUCAUACUGACCUCAUUCUAAGGGCUGAAACAAUAAAGUGAUUCAUCUUCCUGAA